UUUUAUGUAGAAGGUGGGAUUAUUUCACCAUAUUGCGCAUUGCAGUUUCUCCCAUUCAUAAGUAACAAGAGUGCACCAUCUUUAUGUAUCUAAUGUCUUUGGUUAUUUCUUCCUAAAUCAAUCAUUUAUCUUUUCUCAGAUGCCCCCCAAAACAUGUCAACGAUUCCCUCCAGCUCUGUGUUGGAGGGCAGUUCAGUGACUCUGAUCUGCAGCAGUGAUGCAAAUCCAGCAGUGAUAUACACCUGGUCCAGAGAGAGUGAAGGACAGUUGAAGCAGCUGCAGACUGGACACACUCUUACCUUCAAUAGGACCGACCCGACACACAGAGGCUGGUACCACUGUACAGCUCAGAACCAACACGGCAGCCAAAACUCAUCAGUGAUGCUGGACAUUCAAUAUGUUCCUCAGAUCUCCACUUCCUCCAGCUGUAGCAGAACUGAUGUAACUGUGUGUUUCUGUGAGACUGAUGGGAAUCCCUCUCCUGAACUGGAGUGGCAUCUGUCUGGACGUCCUGUCACUAACUCUUCAAAUACGUUCAUCAGUGAAGAGCGAUUGAGCAGCACAGGCUUGAGGAGCUCCAUCACUCUUCAUCAGUCUCUCACACACACAUCCACUCUGCAGUGUGUCAGCAGAAACACUCAUGGCACAGAUAAAAAAAUGUUUGAUCUGGUUCUCACUCCUCUACAGUUUACAGGAUGUCAACAAGUUAAAAUUCCCCUCCUGAUCAUUCUGGGUCUGUACGCUCUGACUGUUGGACUUGGACUCUACAAAAUGAGACAAUUGUCUGCAAAACUGAAGGCUCAGAAUGAGGCAGACGGCACAUAUGCUUCUCUUCAGCUCUCUGCUCCAGCCUCUGAAUAUGAGACUUUGAACAUUAAGAGAGAUAGGUGACACACAAUAAACAACAAAUACACAUUUAUUUUCUCUUUUGUUUUCUACAGUUUAAAAUCUACUGUAUAUACACAUAUGUAUCCACAUAAAAGACUCUGAUAUCUUAUUUAAAUCUGUCUAAAUCAGUUAGUAUGUAGGUCAUUCCUUGUCAAAUCAACCAAAUUUCUGAAAUUUCCCCAGCUCAAAUUUUUAAUUUUAUUUUUUUUCUGAAUAAAGACAAACAUGUAUAGUGAUGAAAGCCAAAAUAUCAAACGCCAUGGAUGCAUAUGAGGGCUGUCCGGAAAGUAUCCAGCCUUGUGAUAUGAAAAAUAGAGACAUUUAUCAAAGAAGAUACAAAAUGUAAGAAACAUUGCACGAAGGACAAUUACGCCUCAGUCCCCUUCAGAGUAGGCACCUAUUAAUAGAGUGGACCUGAAAAGCUUUUCUUAAUGCAUGAAUGCUGAGCAGGAAGCUGAUAGUGUUGCCACAUUUAUUUUUAAUACUGAAAAGGAUAUUGACUGAUAUUGAAGUCACAGUUUACAUUAGUUUGAUUUUGCAAUGAUUUUUCAUUGUGUUAAUAAAAUCAGUCACCUGUUAUUUUAAAUUCUAGAGAAAUUUACUGUUUUAAUUUUUUUAGAGUAGCUUAAUGCACCAGUUUUGUGAUUUUAUAUUUUAUAGAGAAACAAAAAUAU
This is a messenger RNA of Cyprinus carpio (common carp), 1562 nucleotides long. RefSeq names its product myelin-associated glycoprotein-like. The transcript is spliced from 5 exons. The record is from RefSeq and is a predicted model, not a curated record. Bases 154 to 891 code for a protein of 245 amino acids. Gene Ontology annotation, molecular function: cell adhesion molecule binding. Gene Ontology annotation, cellular component: cell-cell junction. NCBI's taxonomy places the organism in Eukaryota, Metazoa, Chordata, Actinopteri, Cypriniformes, Cyprinidae. Gene Ontology annotation, biological process: cell-cell adhesion.